AGAGAGUGGAGAUUAUCAAUUUAAAUGCAAAUUUUGUAUAAGAAUGGUUGAUUAAUAGAUUAAUGACUCAAAGUCCUCCACCAAUAUCUCCUGUCAACUGCUAGAUGCUCAGCUGCUGGAGGUGGGAUUGACCGGUCGGCUCAAGAGUCUCAUACCGGGUCAACAUAAACCUGAGUGCACGAGAUCAGGCGGUGAGAUGAUUUUACGACUUGAUUUAACAGCCUACAGAGUGCAGCCUUUCAAGUCCUAUAAGCUCUGUUUAAUCUUGCCUCGAAGCCAUUACAACUCAAAUUUCUGCUCACCCCUCUUCUCCGUUGAGCACUAUAUUCCGUACAAAAUAAAACAAAAGAAAGAAACCACAACUCCUGAUAGUAUUGCAGAUACAAUCAUUACUGAGAAUAUCAGGGAAACAGACAGCUUGGACAGAAGCGUGCAUGUAACCACAUCAGCUGUUCUAGAAGAAAGCACAACUGAAGAAAGCAAGACUGAGAAAGUUACAACCGAGUCUCCUGAUUGGCUGGAGGGAUUCCCAGAGCAGAAAUCAGAGACAUCUAGCAUCAGAUCAAAGAUUUUACUUCCAUCAAUGAAAACCGGUGAAAUUAUAAAUGAAAAAGUGCCGGAGUCAAGUUCUAAAUACUUCCAAGAGCAACCAAGAAGUAGCAGGAUAAAAGAGCAGUUAAUACUUCCUGCCGGAUUGGAAGUAUCUGACGACUUUUAUGAUUAUAUGGGAGAUAUGGAAAGUAAAGCUGCUUUGAAGUCUGGUCGUCUUCCUUCAAGUUUAUCCAGUUCAGCAAGACCAAUAUCAAUAUCUCUGCCUUUUAUCACUUUAAUCUCAUUCUUUUAUAUUUAUUUAUGAAUAAAGAACAUAUGUGCCUGGUACAAAUAAAUAUAUGAAAAUCUA
Messenger RNA from Eurytemora carolleeae, 901 nucleotides. RefSeq lists its product as uncharacterized. The record is from RefSeq and is a predicted model, not a curated record. NCBI's taxonomy places the organism in Eukaryota, Metazoa, Arthropoda, Copepoda, Calanoida, Temoridae. The coding region runs from base 197 to 856 and encodes 219 amino acids. The transcript is spliced from 5 exons.